AUGCAUCCCUUCUUCUCCGUGACACUGUACACGGGCCAGCAGCUGGUGCUGGAGGGCCUCCAACGAUGGGUCACCCGCCCCUGCAAAGAGCUGGAGAACCGGCGGCAGAGGGCUUCCCUGCGCGCGCUGGCCAUGCUCCUGGUGAAGACCACCGCCACGGGCAUGCUGGCUGCCGUGCUCGAUGCGGCCAUCGAGUACCGCAGCCGGCAGCUCCUGGCGGCCGCUGAGGAGGGAGAGAGGGAGGCACCCGCGCCCUCCCGACUCGCGAGCAUUGGCCUGAUCUCGCGGCCCGGGGUGGCUGCCUGGAAGGCACGCCUCCUCCAGGCCAUUGAUGAGAUGGAGCGCCGCGCGGAGCGGUAUGGCCUUGGACCCUCGUCUCGCCUUGCUGCGGAGGCCCAGACAGCUGCUGCGCCCAAGGACAAGGGACUCGCGCAUGGACCGCAUGGCUGUGGUAGCCUGGCAGAUUUCGAGGCUGAUGCCGAGACGGAGGCCAUCCUGAGCCAGACCGUGCAGCAGCUGCAGGAGCUGAUGCGCCAGAGCGGUCGUGCGGAGUCGAGUGAGCCGGCGUGCGAGCGCCAGGUUGACACGCUGUUGGACAGCCUCCUGGGUGCGGGGCUCGGAGAGCGCGGGGCCGAUUUCUGCCUGGAUGGCGGCGUGCUGGCCGACCCAGGAGUCUGCGCCGCCGCCGCCCGCCGCCCAAGGCGGGUACGGGUUGCGCCCGACGGCGCCGUCGAGGGCUGCCAGAUCUGCAUGGACGCUGGCGUGUCUGUGGCCGUGGCCGGCUGCGGCCACGAGUUGUGCUUCGGCUGCGCCCGCCAGCUGUGCUCCGCGCGCGAGCACCUGGUGCCGGCCUGCCCCUUCUGCCGCCAGCCCAUCGAGGGAUUCGAGGUCGUGGCUGCCGAGGACGAGCGCCUGGCCGCGAGUGACUAG
Messenger RNA from Auxenochlorella protothecoides, 930 nucleotides. RefSeq lists its product as hypothetical. The record is from RefSeq and is a predicted model, not a curated record. Lineage: Eukaryota; Viridiplantae; Chlorophyta; Trebouxiophyceae; Chlorellales; Chlorellaceae. The coding region runs from base 1 to 930 and encodes 309 amino acids. The transcript has 3 exons.